Entelurus aequoreus (snake pipefish) is the source of this 2253-nucleotide messenger RNA. RefSeq names its product neuraminidase 1 (gene neu1). Gene Ontology annotation, cellular component: cytoplasm; lysosome; membrane. The transcript has 7 exons. NCBI's taxonomy places the organism in Eukaryota, Metazoa, Chordata, Actinopteri, Syngnathiformes, Syngnathidae. Gene Ontology annotation, biological process: oligosaccharide catabolic process; ganglioside catabolic process. Gene Ontology annotation, molecular function: exo-alpha-sialidase activity. The coding region runs from base 149 to 1309 and encodes 386 amino acids. The record is from RefSeq and is a predicted model, not a curated record.
UGACUACCCCACUUUGGUCACAUGACCUGACACAUUCACGUUGACUCUGGGGGUCGCGACGUGGAACGGCUUUUCGCGUUGUUUACAUCCACUUUGAAGCGCUUAAUGCACCAGCACUUUAUGUUAUUUUGCUGCUAAAAUAGACGUCAUGACUCAGGUAAAGCUGACAACCGGAAGUGCACUUGUGACACUGUGGCUACUUUUCCCCGCUGUCAUCGCCUACUCUGCCACGAUUAAACCCCUGAUGUUUGAGGAGCAGUUGCUGUGGGUGAGAGGAUUGGAGGGGGAGGUUGACACCUACAGGAUCCCUCUGAUCACCUUCACCCCCAUGGGGAGCCUGCUGGCUUUUGCUGAGGCCAGGAAGUUCUCAUCUGCUGAUGGGGGAGCAAAGUUCAUCGCAAUGCGCCGAUCAACUGACAAAGGAUCCACGUGGUCCCCGACCUCCUUCAUUGUCGAUGACGGGCUACAGGAUGACGGCUUGAACCUGGGCGCGGUGGUGGUCGACCAGGAAGUGGGCUCGGUCAUUUUGAUCUACACUGUUUGCUUCCACCAGUACAACUGUGCGCUUGCUAGCACCAUGAUGGUAGAAAGCAAGGACGACGGCCUCAGCUGGACUUCACCCAAGAACCUUUCGAUCCAGCUAGGAGUCAAGAAUUUUUCUCCUGGACCAGGGACCGGCAUCCAGAAGCAGUACGAACCAAACCAGGGAAGGUUGGUGGUGUGCGGUCAUGGAACACUGGCAGGGGAUGGCGUUUUCUGCAUCCUAAGCGAUGACCAUGGACGCACAUGGUUCAACGGUGCAGCCCUGAAAAGCAUCCCUUACAACCAGAAGAAGAGACCGCUGGACUUUAUGCCAGAUGAAUGCCAGCCCGUUGAGAUGACCGAUGGCAGCAUUGUCAUCAACAUUCGAAACCAGAACAACUACCACUGCAGGUGUCGUAUUGUGGUGCGAAGCCGGGAUGGCGGGUUGAGCCUGCCAAUAGACGACCUCUACUUUGACUACGAGCUUGUGGAUCCUGCAGUAGCAGCCGGGGCCUGUCGGAAAGAGGGGAUGCUCUUCUUCACCAACCCAUCCAAUGAACAACAUAGAAUUAACCUUACCUUGCGCUGGUCAGUCACUGACGGUAAGUCCUGGGAGAAGAACGCGAUGCAGAUUUGGCACGGGCCAAGUGGUUACUCCUGCAUCACGUCACUGGACAGCGGCUCUGCAGAGGACAGGAGACACAUCUUUGUCAUCUUUGAGAAGGGCCAAAAUGACUACGACGAGACGGUCUCUUUUGCCAAGAUCCACCUGUACGGAGGCCGGUAAAGCCCAUGAAUCAAAGAUGGCAACAAGAACCUCCUGUUAGUGGGUAAGAACCAAUUCAUCUGAGUCUCGCUUGGAAAUUAUUUCAUAUUUGACAGUUUGUCUCCAGGGUUUGACCACCGGAAGGAGGGGAAAAAAAGGAACUAGGUUGGUUGCAGCCUUGACUUUUUCUCAGGAAGAAACAAAAAACACUAAAAAAAAAAACCACAUUAUUUAAAAUGUGAAAAUGGGAAGCUGUGCACGCUGAUGGACGCGGAUGAAAUGAUUGUUCUUCUUCUACAAUAAUCACUGCUUCAUUGUUUCCUUUUUAUUGGGAUGUCAUAAAGAAAGUUUUUAUUAAGAUCAAAAAAAUGUGUAAGAUUAUCGAACACAUAUGUACUCAUUAAGGUCCUUUAUGUUGGGAACAUACUGUUUUUUAUAUAAUAAUAAUGUUUGAGCUUUAGUACAAUUAAGUCGUCAAUUAAAAGCAUUUUUGACCAGCUGAUAAACUUUACUUCACAAGAAUUUGACUUGGCACUUGUGUCUAAUGUAUACAUGUUUGUGUUUGGACAUUAAUUGCCUAAAAUAUGCAAAGGUUCCAUCCAUUUAAGUGUCUUUAAAAAAAAAUGAAAGCCUUUUGAUGAAUGUGCUUUUGGAAUCUCCUCUCAAAUGGUUUUCUUUAAACAAUGGCAAUAAUUUAAGGUGUGUGUGCGUGCGAUACCAGGAAGCCACUCCUCCUGGUUGUGGGAUUGUUUUAUAAUGUUGUGUUGGAGUCCUUUUUUUAACACCUCUCUGAUCAACAAUUGAUAAUAAUUGGCUGUUGCGAGCAUCUUUAGCAUCAUUUUCAUCAUUGUAACUUGUUUUUUCUUGUUAUUUUUAAGAAAUAGGUCAAACAUGUCCACUGUUACUAAACAAUAAAAUUUUGUUCACAUGUUUUGUGGCAAACCAGUCUGGCUUUGAUGGUUUUU